CACUCUGUUUCCUCCAUUUCUGCCUUUCAAUUCCUGUGGAAAUCCCUCCAAUCCCGUUUCAUACAGGAUGUCUUCCAGCAACGAUGUCUACCAGACCCCUCUCAACUCGCGUUAUGCGAGCAAUGAGAUGAAGUAUCUCUUCUCUCCCCGGAACCGCUUCUCUACCUGGAGACAGCUGUGGUUGUGGCUUGCUGAGUCGGAAAAAGAACUCGGUUUGGCUAUCUCCGAUGAGGCGAUUGAGCAGAUGAAGGCUCACCUGGUCAUCCAGGAUGACGAGUUCAAGGUUGCCGCAGAGGAGGAGAAGCGUCGGAGACACGACGUCAUGGCCCACGUUCACGCCUACGGCCAGGUCGCCCCCGCUGCCGCGGGUAUCAUCCACUGGGGUGCCACCUCGUGCUACUGCACGGACAACGCCGAUCUGAUCUUCCUCCGCGACGGUCUCGAUAUCUUGAUCCCUAAGCUUGCCGUUGUCAUUGACAAGCUGUCUGCCUUCGCCAAGCAGUACAAGGAUCUGCCCUGCCUGGGUUUCACCCACGGCCAGCCCGCUCAGCUGGUCACCGUCGGCAAGAGAGCUUGCUUGUGGAUCCAGGACUUGCUCAUGGAUCUGCGCAACCUCGAGAGAGCCCGCGAUGAUCUGCGCUUCCGCGGUGUGAAGGGUACUACCGGUACUCAGGCCUCUUUCCUCCAGAUCUUCAACGGCGACCACGACAAGGUCGAGCAGUUGGACGAGCUGGUCACCAAGAAAGCCGGUUUCGACUCUGCUUUCAUCAUCUCCAGUCAGACUUACUCCCGUAAGAUCGAUGUCGAUGUGGGCAAUGCCCUCGGCUCCUUCGGUGCCACUUGCGAGCGCAUUGGUAUCGACAUCCGCCACUUGGCCAUGCUCAAGGAGGUCGAGGAGCCCUUCGAGAAGGACCAGAUUGGCAGCAGUGCCAUGGCCUACAAGCGUAACCCCAUGCGUUCCGAGCGUCUGUGCUCCCUCGGAAGACACCUUCAGAACCUCCCCAAGGACGGCUUGGAUACCUACUCUGCCCAGUGGUUUGAGCGCUCGCUGGACGACAGCGCCAUCCGCCGUAUCAGCAUUCCCGAGCUCUACCUCUCCGCUGACGCUUGUCUCAUCCUCCUGAACAACGUCACCUCCGGCUUCGUCGUUUACCCCGAAGUCAUCAAGCGCCGUGUCAACGACGAGCUUCCUUUCAUGGCCACUGAGAACAUCAUCAUGGCCUGCGUGAAGAAGGGUCUUUCCCGCCAGGACGCCCACGAGGAAAUCCGCGUCCUCUCCCAUCAAGCCGCCGAUAACGUCAAGAAGCACGGCAAGGACAACGACCUCCUCGACCGCGUCCGCCGCACCGCCUUCUUCGCCCCGAUCCUGGACGAGCUCGACCAGCUGCUCGACCCCAGCACCUUCGUCGGCCGCGCCCCGCAGCAGGUCGAGAAGUUCACCUCCACCGAGGUCAAGAAGGCCCUCCAGCCCUACGAGGCCUCCCUCGCCUCGGCCGAGACGGCCGCUCUGUAUGUAUAGACACAAACUUUCAAGCCCUGGUAAUUAGUCCCGUAUGGGCUGUGGGAGACGAAGAAAUGUCAAAAAAGUCUUUUCAAGAGGGACAGAAGGGGGAGAAAAGUAGAUGCGAUAGCCAGAUCAGUUUAGGUGGGAUUUCGCGAUUUCGGGAAGAAAAAGUGUCCGGGUGUAGCAGAACCGAAUCCGGGGUGCGUUUUUGGUUGUUGUUGUUGUUGUUGUUGUAUGAUUGCAAACGGGUCUUGUAUAUACGGUAUAUGGCUUUAAUUGAUGAUAGCAAUCGAUU
Aspergillus fijiensis CBS 313.89 is the source of this 1799-nucleotide messenger RNA. RefSeq names its product adenylosuccinase ADE13 (gene ade13). Bases 68 to 1519 code for a protein of 483 amino acids. Gene Ontology annotation, biological process: 'de novo' AMP biosynthetic process. Gene Ontology annotation, molecular function: N6-(1,2-dicarboxyethyl)AMP AMP-lyase (fumarate-forming) activity; (S)-2-(5-amino-1-(5-phospho-D-ribosyl)imidazole-4-carboxamido) succinate lyase (fumarate-forming) activity. Gene Ontology annotation, cellular component: cytosol. The record is from RefSeq and is a predicted model, not a curated record. NCBI's taxonomy places the organism in Eukaryota, Fungi, Ascomycota, Eurotiomycetes, Eurotiales, Aspergillaceae. The transcript has 9 exons.